UUUUACUAAAUUGUGAUAGGUUAAUCGAGUAGCCAGUUGGUUCUAUCUAGUAUAUCUGAUGGUAGUAGUAUAAAUACUGGGCAUAUCACUUUGCCUUACGAAUUCUAAAAUAGCAGUGUUCAACGGAAAAUUUACAUUUUCUUUUAUCAACUAGACAUAUUUAGACUCGGUACCUUUAAGCAAAUGUUUCCAAGGGAAGGAUUUUGCAGGCGGACACAGAUCAAACAACAUGGGCAUCAACUUGUUACUUUUUGCUCUUUUAGUUUUAAAUAAACAGUUCACGUUUGUUUACUGUGUGAGAAGAUUUUAAACAACUGUUAAUUCUGACUGAGAGUUGAAAUUGUCGUAGUUAUUUUCUUUUGUUAGUUAUCGAUAUGAGAUUGCUAUUUUUGGCUUGUUUAAGUCCAAAAACAGGAAAUUGUACCACAGCCGAAAGGAUCAGGAAACACAUAGAAUCAGCGGGUCACAUAUGUGUUCUUCGAGAUAUAGUGGACUUCCAUUCUCCCGCUGACGUUACAAGUUUGGUGUCGGGAGAGCCAUCUUUUGAAGGGGCACUUGCCAUUCACCUAUAUAAAGGAGGCAGACUUCUCCUUGGCAGCAAGGCCCCGUACGGGAUCAUCUUUGGAGGAACAGACCUCAACCAGGACGUGAAAGAUGAGAAGAAACGUGCAGUGAUGGAACAGGUGCUGAAGAAAGCAAGGUUUGCUGUUGCAUUCUCCUACAAAAUGAAGGAAGAGGCUGAAGUCUUCUGGCUGUCCCAGAGCAGCAAAAUCUAUAUCCAGCCCCAAGGGAUCGAGACCGGGGCCGCGCCGAGCUUCAGCUGGAGGGCCUUCCUGAAGAGUUCAGGUGUGAAUGGCACAGGUGUGGAGGAUCUGCGCGUUUUCCUCCUGGUCUGUGGCCUUAGGAGAGUGAAGGACCCUCUUUACCUAGUGGAGGCAUUCUCAGAGUGGCAUGCAGAGGAUCCAUCUGUCAUCCUGAUCAUCAUCGGACCAAAGAUCGAUCCUGUGUUCACUGGGGAGGUGGAAGUGAAUGUUGAAAGAGCGCGGGGCGUCUACCUCACCACGGAAAGGAGUCAGGAGGAGCUUCACGCUGCCCUGAAGAUGUGCUUUGCACUGGUCAACAGCUCCGUCUCAGAAGGGAUGUCGGCCGCCAUUUUGGAGGCCAUGCACCUGGGGGUUCCUGUGGUGGCCAGGGACAUCCCGGGGAACGCCGCCAUCAUCCGGCACGAGGACACGGGGCUGCUGUUCGCCACCCCUCAGUGAAUGGCCAGGUCCAAGCCUCCUUUGUGCAUUCCCCUACCCAAGACUGUGGAAGCCAUGAAGUGGCAAUACCAGAACACUAUCGUCUUCACGUUCUCUCAGACCAGACCAAACUUUCAUUUACACAGCAUUAUGGGCCAUUAGGACAAUGUACUAUCAAGAUUCAAGUGCAGCCUGGAGCACAGUCAUAUGGAUGUGGUAGUUAAAAACACAUUGUACAUGUGAUUCUAUGCUAACAGACCUCUUGGGUGGUUUUUUUAUUUUUCUCAACACAGUGCAUUCUUGCUCUGCCAUCAAUCCAGCGGCCCCCAGGAGACGCUGACAGGGGAGGGGUCUGGGUGUUGUAAUUCUCAUCCAGAAUUAACCGAGUGGCCGUUGGCCUGGCUUUGGCCAGAGCUGGCCAGGAGAUUUGUCCGUUCUGCAGCAGCGGUCUGAGCUGAAAGCUUACAGAGUGGGGAUGUACUGUAGGAGCCAAAUCAAACCUGCUUAAGAAAUGCCCUGCUCCUGACUUGAAAAAUAAAUGGGAAAAAAAGCCAAACUUCUGGGUGCAAUACACUUUCACUGCUGUUCUGGGUUGUCGUAGUGAUUAAUUUUAAUGAGUUUGUCUUUGUUUCACCUCCCUCUCUGACCAGCCUUGUGUUUGUCUUUGUGUUUGUGAGAGCCCAGAGUCGUGAGAAGAAACCUGACAGAUGGCCUUUCUUGACACCUCAGGGCUAAAUAAUUAACAAACUUAUCAGGGUUGUAGAGAAGGUGGAGGUUAAGCAAAGUGAAGCCAUCUGAUCAGCUGUUUAGUGAGCAAUCAAUCCUUUGAGUGACACGCAUCAUCCACUGAGGAUUCACCCUCUCAUUUUUCCUUCUGUACAUAUCACACUUCACAGAAUCUCAUCACACAUGAAAGCAGCCUUCAAGUUCAUAUCACUACCUGUCUUGAUAAGGUUUGUCCAAAACUGCCAUUAAGCCAGGUUGUCACAUUUUGAAAAAUGGUGAAAACACAGUGAAGGAGAAUUUAGGCAAGAGACCCGGUAGCUGUCUGAGUCAGCAUUUUCCAUUCAGUGAACAGUUUCAGUAAACAAACUCGAGCGAGUCGCAGUUCUGUUCUUCGUAAUUAGGUGCUAACGUACAUUGUCCUCUCUCCGUUCC
Molecule: messenger RNA, 2399 nt
Organism: Anguilla anguilla (European eel)
Lineage: Eukaryota; Metazoa; Chordata; Actinopteri; Anguilliformes; Anguillidae
Gene: glt1d1
Product: glycosyltransferase 1 domain containing 1
Exons: 12
Coding region: 375-1262 (295 amino acids)
Molecular function (GO): glycosyltransferase activity
Source: RefSeq, a predicted model, not a curated record